This is a messenger RNA of Lycium barbarum (goji berry), 1508 nucleotides long. RefSeq names its product protein APEM9. The transcript is spliced from 6 exons. The record is from RefSeq and is a predicted model, not a curated record. Gene Ontology annotation, biological process: peroxisomal membrane transport. Lineage: Eukaryota; Viridiplantae; Streptophyta; Magnoliopsida; Solanales; Solanaceae. The coding region runs from base 165 to 1322 and encodes 385 amino acids.
UGCCAAUCUUUAUUAAAAAAAAAAAAACAAUUCCAAAAAAAAAAAAAAAAAAACUCUUCUUUUUGCACUAACGAAAAGUGGUUGGUUUGUUUUUCUUGUAGUGUGUGUUACCAACUUCCAAUUCCAAAUCCAAACACACACAGAAUCUAACCAGAGAAAGAGAGAUGGCUACUUGGGAACAAAUUGAACUUUCAGAAAGAUAUCUGGUGUGUUGUAUGUUUGAAGAAGCAGCAUCUUUAUCUUCCUCAAUUAUUGAGCAAUUGGUUGAGAAAAAUGGUAAAACUAAUGAAGAAGACAAUUGGGAGUUGUUGGAAUCAGCUGGCAUGGUUUUUGUGCAGUCCUCCAAAGAGCUUGGAAGGACAUCAGAAAUACUGAAGCAGCUGGUACUGCUAUUUGGUUCAGUCACUGCUAUUCCUGCCCAAGUUUUCCUUACUGGGUACCUCAUUUCUUGGACAUGCUAUUUCCACAAUAAUUGCACUUCUUCCUUUAGCACAGAUGAUCAUCCUCGUGAAUUUGAUGUUUCAGUGUUUCACAACUUUGUGGUCGAGGUGUGUCUCCAGAUACCAGAUGGCCCUUCUGCUGAAGUUCAAGAAAUUCUACAGGAAUUCCUUAGAAAGUGGAAACAUGUUGAUGGAAAGUAUUAUACUGUUGCAAGCAUGGAAGCUGAUGUACCUAACAUUGAAGAAUUCAGCAAUCAGAUUUCCCUUGGCGUUGAUAAGUACCUGCAAAUUGUUGAGCUCUAUGUGAUAACCUUCUUGGGGAGGUUUAUAGGAAAUUUAGAUCUUGCUAUCUCUUGGGUUGAGAAAGCCGCUCUACCUGAGGAGAAGAGGCAGGAUCUUUUGAGGCGGUUGCAUUCAAUGAACACUUUAAAGCUUGGCAGUUCUUCGCAGUCCUCGGAAUUACCGCUCCAAGUAGAUGAAUGUACAACUGAUUCCACUGCCCUGAUUGAAGAAACAUCAUGCAAUGGAACAGCCAAUAUAUUGGAACACAAAGACCAGUCUAAGGGGGAGAACACCACUAAACAAUCACUUAUGGAGUUAUCUAGACGGAGAACUCCAUUUUGGUGGUUUCGUACCAUCACUUUGAAGUUCGGAAGCAGUCGCUUGGUUUUAUCAAAUGGAAGCAUCUUUCUUGGUUUUCUGGCAGCACUUGUGUACUAUAUUCUGCGGAGAAAACAAGCCUCUUUAUGGAGCGUUCUUAAGAGACAAGCUUCAUCUACGAAGAAGGCUUUGGUUGACUUCUGGCAGCUUGCAUUCUCGUAUCAAGUGAACCCUCUUGCUGCUGUUCAACCACUCCCACCUGCAACGCGUGGAAGCCGGUGAUGCACAAUUUUGUUCCUCAUAGUUGCUCAAAACAAGAGCUGUUACUUGUAGAUAAAUAAAAGAUUACUGAAGAGAUUGCUUCUAUCAUCUUAAAUUGGAGUGGACCAUCCAGCAAUCUAUUUAUAAUAUAAAGCUAGGCAUAGACAAGGUGAUGUGGCACCUCUCUAUGACCAGCAUUUGCAUUUA